AUGAUCGGUGGAAAGUUGUGCAAAUCGUACUUCAGCCGCUUUAAAGUGACUGGUGGCCCCCGCUGCACCGAGCGGUUCAUCAACAAAAUGGACUUGUACUUCAUUGCUGUGGCUAAGCAGGCGGACGAUCAUGCCAAGGGACACAUCCCUGACCUUGAAACAUACAUCACUAUGAGGAGAGAUACCAGUGGGUGCAAGCAUAUUUUUGCUGUUAUCGAAUACGCAGCUAGGAUUGAUCUCCCUGAUGAAGUGGUGUCGCAUCCGGUUAUCAUGGUCAUGGAGGAGGCAACCAAUCAUGAUGAUAUUGUUGCUUGGGCCAACGAUAUGUACUCAUACAAUGCCGAGCAAUGCCGCCAUGACACACAUAAUAUGAUUUCCGUGCUCAUGUGCAAGCGUGGCUUGGACCUACAAGACGCUGUUGACUAUCUAGGCCACUUGUGCAAGGGAUCCAUCCAGCGCUUCGAAGACAACCGUAAUAACCUUCCCUCGUGGGGAGAAGAGGUUGACAGGCAGGUGGAUAUCUACGUUGAUGGGCUGCAGAACUGGAUUGUUGGUUCUCUGCACUGGCACUUCGAUUCCACCCGCUAUUUCGGGAAUGAUGGGCAAACUGUGAAGCGGGACUUAAUCAUUAAGCUCCUUCCCAAAAGGGCCUUGUAG
This is a messenger RNA of Suillus clintonianus, 657 nucleotides long. RefSeq names its product isoprenoid synthase domain-containing protein. Bases 1 to 657 code for a protein of 218 amino acids. NCBI's taxonomy places the organism in Eukaryota, Fungi, Basidiomycota, Agaricomycetes, Boletales, Suillaceae. The transcript is spliced from 3 exons. The record is from RefSeq and is a predicted model, not a curated record.